This is a messenger RNA of Rhagoletis pomonella (apple maggot), 2305 nucleotides long. RefSeq lists its product as uncharacterized. The record is from RefSeq and is a predicted model, not a curated record. The transcript is spliced from 2 exons. Bases 1802 to 2278 code for a protein of 158 amino acids. NCBI's taxonomy places the organism in Eukaryota, Metazoa, Arthropoda, Insecta, Diptera, Tephritidae.
GGCUUAAGCUGCUAAAUUUUAACAUGGUUUCAAAGUUUCGGUCUGAUGGAUAUGGUGGAGUCGCCAUUGCUGUCAGAAACAAUAUUAAAUUCAAAAUAAUACAUUUUCAUUCAACAGCAGACAUUUAUGUGAUAACUACGACUAACUUGCAACCAAAUUUUAUUUUUGUUUCGGUAUAUUUUGCACCUAGAAUUUCGACACAAACCUUUAAAGAUGAAAUUGACAAUUUAUUUACUGUCUGUGAACGACAAAACAAUGUGAUUAUUGGAGGUGAUUUCAACGCUCGUGCUGAAAUUUUUGGAGACGAGCUCACUAGUGCAAAGGGAAAAAUUCUGGUUGAUGCUUUGAAUGCAUCCUCCUUUCAUUGUUUAAAUAACAAAAGUUUUACCUUUUAUCAAAAUCAAGGAGCAGCUCACAAUCAAAACGGCAGUGUUUUAGAUCUUUCCUUUGUAAAUGCGUGUAGCUCAAACUUUUCCUGGAAUACACUUAAUGUGUACCUUGGAAAAAGUCAUCAUAAGCCUAUUUUAAUUGAAAUUCUAAAUGUACAAACAAGAAUGCAUACUUUUGUUGCCAGAAAGAAAUUACUGUCCAACCUUGGAAGUGCUGAAUUAACUCCUGAUUUCCCAUAAAUUGAAAAAACGUUUCAGAACAAUAUCAAGGCUGUCACCUACAAAUGUUCGUCAAAUAGAACUCCCAAAAAAUGGUGGACGGAUGAGCUUACUGCAUGCUUCCGGAGGAUGCAAGCAGCUAGACAGAAACCAAAUAGAUUUUGUAACCUGAACAAUAUUCAAGCUUUUAAGGACGCUCUCUUUUUGUGGAAAGAUAUGGUUAAAAAGGCUAAGGCUGAAAAUUAUAAAAAGCAUUUAGAUGAACUCAGCAACGUUCCCAAUACUAAGGAAUUUUGGAAGGGUAUUAAUGCAAUUAGGGGAGCUACAAAACCAAACUCUUCGUUGUGGGAAUGGGACUCGUCACGCAAUUUGGACUAUCUAAGAUUUUUAAAAGGACAAGUUAAUUCAAAUGUUUUUCUUUUUGCUCCGAUGCCUGCAGUCAGUCUAUCUAAGACACCCUUCACUUUGGAUGAAUUAUUAUUGGCUCUUAACAGCAAAUCUAAGGCAACAGCGGCUGGAUGUGAUGGCAUUAAAUAUGACAUGUUUAAAGCUCUUAGUCCAAAUGGUUUCCAAAAGGUUUUGGUGGCCAUGAACAAAUGCUGGCAAUCUAAUACAGUCUUAAAUUCUUGGAUAUUUAUCAAAAUUGUACCUUUGUUAAAAAAAGCAAGGACCCUACUUGUAUACAAAGUUUCCCCGAUUUCCUUAAUUUCCGUUUCUGUUAAAAUUAUAAAUUUAAUGGUCAAGAAUCGUCUUGUUGAUUUUGUGAAUAGGAAUUCCCUUUUGCCUCUUCGGUCUUUGGCCUAUCAGAAAAACAAAUCAGUUGGCAUGAGUCUGAAUGAAAUGACUCACCUGUAGUGCAAUUCACUAACUUUUAACGAUACGAUUUGUCGAGGUCUAAUAUAACGAUUUUUGUAAGUAACGAUUGUGUUAUUCGGUAACUCUUUUUUAACGACACUAAACAGCUGACAUUUUCUUUAUAUUCCAAUAAAAGAAUGGUGGCAUCUCAGCUUAACGAAACGUCAAAAAAUGCGAAAAGCAGAAAGAAAAACGACGAAAAACAAAUUAAUUCCUUGCUUGCAAAGUGGUAUACACAUAGUUUUCUGAAUAUUUUAAUAUACUUUUAAAAAAUUAAGUAAAAUAAAACGUUUAUUUAUUUUGUAUUAUUAGACAUAACCAUUUUCGCAUAUUAUAGAAUGGCUUUGUCAGUACCCAGUGUUCAAAAGAGAAGCCGGACCACAGCAGAACAACUAAGUCGCAUGGUGGACUUUUUGGCAGAAACGCCGGGAUUGGCAGGAUCAAGGUUCCAGAAGCUUCAUGGCAAGUCGGACUGCGACAAGAAGUGGAGUGAGCUAGCGUCAAUGCUGAAUAGCCUUGGUGGUUCGGUGAAGAACGUCGACCAAUGGCGCACAGUAUGGAGGGAUUUGAAGAGCCGUACUAGUAUUAAGGUGCGUGAUAGAAAACGAAAGCAGGCAAUGACGGGAAACAAUCCCAUUAAUGAAGAGCCACCCACUGAGCUAGAGAGGCGUGUGAUUGCCCUUGUCGGUAGCGACUAUGUGCAGGGCCAUGAAACUGUGUCUGAAAGUGUGCCAGUGGAAGUCAUUAGGAACUCCAACUUCGUAUGGAAGAGAGUGAUGAAAGUGUCAUCAUCGAGAUGUCAUCCCACGAAGUGAGCAUUGAGAUGUGCACAUCGACUCCUG